AAAAUUCACCAUUUUCUCCACCUCCACCAUUCGUGUUUUGCAUCGUCCGUUGUUGCCGUUAAUCACGAAAUUUUUUAAACUAAAAACCACAAAUUCUGUGAAAAAACGUUACCACUAAUCGAAACCCAUUACCGUAAUUGAAUUUAAGAUGAGUUCUGAAAAAGAAAGUGUUUCUUCUCCGAUGAGCAUCGAAAAGUACUCUCUUGUGCUUGUGGACGUUGCCGGCACAACGACUUCCAUCGACUUUGUAAAGGACACUCUCUUUCCUUUUGUCGUCAAACAAGCUGAACCCUUUCUUCAAGAAAAAUGGGAAGAAGAAUCUAUUAAGGAUUGCAUCAAAUUAAUCAAAGGAGAUGCCGAUUUGGAUCUUGCAGCCGCAGUGGAACGUGUCAAAGCCUUGACCCAAGAAGAUAGCUCCAAUAAAGGUCUGAAGACGCUCCAAGGGCUGAUCUACAAAGAUGGUUACGAAAAGGGCGAACUCAAAGCACACGUUUUUGAUGAUGUUCCUGAAGCUUUUGAAACUUGGGCCAAAAAUCGCCGCGUUGCUAUCUAUUCCACUGGAAGCGUUGAUUCACAAAAGUUGCUUUUUAGUAACACGGUUAAAGGCGAUCUUUCUGCACACAUUUCCAAAUAUUUCGACCAAUCUGUGGGACCUAAGACUGAAGCUGAAAGUUACAAGAAGAUAGCGACAGAAACUGAAGCCAAACCAGAAGAAAUCGUCUUUAUUACUGACGACCCUAAAGAAGCAACAGCUGCUAAAUCUGGAGGACUUGCGGCUGUCCUAAUUAUCAGAGAAGGCAAUUCUCCUUUACCUGAAGAGAUCUCAAAAGAAUUUACAACUAUUAGUUCCUUUAAAGACUUUGAUAAAACUCUCAAACGAAAAAUUGAAGAGGCACCCACUUCAGAGGAGGCGCCACCUUCAAAACUCCCUAAAACCGACGUGGAAGAAAAACCCACUGAAGAGAAAGCAGAGUCAAUGGAAGUUGAUGCUGGUAAGCCUGAAGCCACUGAAACUGCCCAAAACGAGACUGAACAACCAACGGAAAAGACUGAAAAUAAAGAAGAAACCAAGGAAGUCACUGAAUCUGAGGAAAAAAUGGAAACAGUUGUUGAAGAAACAAAAGCAGAAGUAGCAACUGAAGAGGUUAACGCAACAACGGAGCAAGAAAAACCAACAGAAACUGAAGAACCAAAAGAGGUGGAGGCAGCAAAAACUGAAGAACCAAAAGCAGACGAUGCAAAACCUGAAGAUCCUAAACCCGAAGAAGAGAAACCUACAGAAGAGGCACAAGUGCCUGAGGAAAAACCCGCUGAAGAAGCCCCCGAAAAGACUGAAACGGAAGAGGUUAAGGUAGACACAACCGACGCGCCUGUGGAGAACGGUGAAGAAAAAACCGAAGCUGCGGAGAAAACUGAGGAAAAAGAAAAUAAGAGUGUGCUAGCCAACGGUGUUGAGAACGGAAAGGAAGAGAGUGAAACUGUCACAGAUGCGGCUGAGAGCGCUGAAGUCAAAGUCGAUGAGGUUGAAAAGAGCGAUGAAGCCGAGGUCAAAGUGAAAAAACUAGAGGAAAGUGCUGAAAGUAAAACAGUAAGUGUGGAGGUCUAAUAUUAAUUUCUCGUUUGUUUCAUAUUUAUACUGGAUGUAUUGUAAUAUUGUAGUGUUCAAUUUUCUUUUCUUCUGUUAUUUAUUACCAACGUUUCUCUAGAUAUCACAUCUAAACGAAUGUAUUGUCGAGUAAUCGUAAGUUUCUUGGUUUGUACCAUUUGGGAAAUUUCAAUUUUCAAGUGCCAAAAUUUUUAUUGGACUUAAGACUGGACCCAAAGACUGUUUUUAAUCUCACUUUUGUGAUACUCAUUUUUUAAGACUACUGAACAGUAUUAAAUUUGUGUCACUCAUUGUUUAGGUGUUUUGUCCUUAUUUUAGCUAUGUAACUCGCUUUCUUAAUCACAUUCCUAAUGAGUAUACUGGUACGGUUAUUUUUGAUAUUAACGCAUUUACUUAAUUUAGUUUUGUAAAAUAACUGGCUUCCAGUGUGUUCCACUUUUGUUCCAUUUUUAUGGCUCAUGAGAUUGUGAUAUUAAAAAAAAUUGAAAAAUUUGGAAUGCCACAUUGCGUUUUGUGUUUCUUGUGAUUUGAGCUUUUGUUAAGCAAUAGUGAUGGUGUACAGGCCUAAUGUAUAACUACAGUUCUUUGUAUACGUUACUUAGCACCUUAAUAAAAUUUUGUAGGCAUUUUA
Molecule: messenger RNA, 2237 nt
Organism: Tribolium castaneum (red flour beetle)
Lineage: Eukaryota; Metazoa; Arthropoda; Insecta; Coleoptera; Tenebrionidae
Product: enolase-phosphatase E1
Exons: 5
Coding region: 149-1606 (485 amino acids)
Molecular function (GO): magnesium ion binding; acireductone synthase activity
Source: RefSeq, a predicted model, not a curated record